ACAAGAGCAAGGUAGUACAGUUGCCUCUGGUCCUCUCGACCGUUCGCUUCGUUGAUAGACGAAACGAUCGUUGUAUCUCGUGUUGAAAUUCAUUUCGUCACUUGCAUCUGGUGCAAAAAGUGAUUAUAAAAUUGUGGCAAUUGAUAGAAGGUUAUCACCAUUCAAUUAAGUGCUUGGAUUUCAUAAUUUUUGUGUCAGUGUGAAGAAAGAAACACAAAAAAAAAAGCUGAAAGCUCAUCAGAAUACCACACAUCUGACAAACAUCCACCAUGUUUGAUGUGUUUGGCUCCGUUAAGGGGCUUCUUAAACUCGAUCAAGUAUGCAUCGACAACAAUAUAUUUCGUCUGCAUUACAAGGCAACGGUGGUAAUCCUGAUAGCCUUUUCUCUGCUGGUCACCUCAAGACAAUACAUUGGUGAUCCGAUUGACUGCAUCGUGGAUGAAAUUCCUCUGAAUGUGAUGGAUACAUACUGCUGGAUUUACUCAACUUUCACCAUACCUAACCGCCUGACCGGAAUUGCAGGCAAAGACAUAGCGCAGCCGGGAGUGUCAAGUCACGUCGACGGCCAUGAUGAAGUGAAGUACCAUAAAUACUACCAAUGGGUCUGCUUUGUACUGUUCUUCCAAGCCAUGUUAUUCUAUGUUCCACGCUAUCUGUGGAAGACAUGGGAAGCAGGCAGGAUCAAGAUGUUGGUUCUUGAUCUUAACAUGCCAGUCGUUAAUGAUGAAUGUAAGGACGAGAGGAAAAAGAUUUUGGUGGACUACUUCGUUGAGAAUAUCAACAGACAUAAUUUCUAUGCAAUUCGCUUUUUCAUAUGUGAAGUUUUAAACUUCAUCAACGUUUUGGGACAAAUUUACUUCAUGGAUUUUUUCCUUGAUGGCGAGUUUUCGACAUAUGGCAGUGACGUUGUACGUUUUACAGAAAUGGAACCAGAGGAAAGAGGUGAUCCAAUGGCUCGCGUGUUCCCUAAAGUUACAAAAUGUACAUUCCACAAAUAUGGUCCUUCAGGCAGCGUCCAGAAGUUUGAUGGUCUCUGUGUAUUGCCUUUGAAUAUUGUAAACGAAAAAAUCUACGUAUUUUUGUGGUUCUGGUUUAUCAUUUUGACUAUUUUAACUGGAGCGUCGCUGGUGUACCGUUUUGCAGUCAUUUUCAUGCCUAAAGUAAGACUGUAUUUGCUACGAGCGAGGUCGCGCCUCUCUUUGCACGAUGAAGUAGAACUAAUCUCAUCAAAAUGUCAGCUGGGUGAUUGGUUCAUUCUGUAUCAACUUGGAAAAAAUAUCGACCCGCUAAUUUACAAAGAAAUUAUUUCUGACCUCUCUCUUAAGUUAGAGGGCAAAGAGAUGGUUUAACGCCAGAUGGGAUAAUGCAGAAAGGAAUAAGAAGUGUAUAACAAGCGGAAGUUCAUCGAUCCUAAAUUUUUACAUGCACAGUAAAAAGAAGAAGACUAGAGACAACACGGCAGCACUUUCGAAGAUCUAAAAGCAAGGAUCACACUGAAUAGGGUACAGCAUAAACGUUUCUACAAGACCCGAGUGAUUCUCUACUACUGGUAAUUGUGCACUCGACUGUGGAUUGGAUCGUUCUUUUACAUUUUGCGUGCAUUCGUUUUGAUCAUUCAGACAUUCCAUUCAAUUUCUUCCAGUAAAAUAAUGUUCUACACUUUAGCGAUCAAUAGAUAUGAAAGUAAGAUAAAUCUGCCAUAACAUAUUCUUUUUGUCUGAUUAGAAAUAGGAACUGAAUUAUAAUUAUAUUAUAUCGUAGAGACUUUCUGAAAAUUUUAAAAUUGCCCAUUUUAAACCCAUGUUAUUUCAAGACACUCCUUUUAUCAUUCUUUAUGUCCUUGUUGUUUGCACUGAUACUGAAAAAAAAAAAUCUUUGUACCAAGAAUUUUAGUUUCGUUCGAAACAUUUUUUUAAUUUAUUUGAACAGCGUUUUCUGUGAUGAUCAAAUUUUAUAUGAGCAACAUUGAUAAGUCAGCAAUAAACUGUAAACCUUUUUUUUUUUAUUUGUCUUUCAGAUCUUGUUUUUACAAAUUAACUUUCAAUUACUGCCAGGAAUUUUUAAUCCCGGAUGUUUUUUUGCCCGUAUUCUUUUAUGCAGAUUUUUUAUGCUUGAGCAUUAGAAAUUCAUAAAAAUAGAAUACGACAAAAAAACAUCCGGGGAUAAGGAUUCCUCACCGUAGCUAUUACAACAUAUCGACAAUAUGUUUCUAUAUUAUAAACUUGCAUUUAGAUAAAAAAAAAACAAAGGAGUGAUCGGAGAAGUAUUAUUGUGUUUGUCGAAAUAAAUAAGAAGUGCCUCUUUUAUUAUUAUUUGAACAGCAAAAAAAUAGCAGUGAAAAAAAUCACAAAAGUCUCAAUGUGAAGAAUACAAAUUGUAAUCUUAUAUUUAAUGUUUCAUCAAUCAGCUACAUAUACGAAGACGACAGGCAUUUAGUUUUGAUAUUGUUUGUUUCGAUACAUCCUGUUUUUAAACUCGUGUUUCAUGCACGGUAAAUUGAGUGACAAUACUCCAGCAUCUAUUUCCAAAACAUUUGGUGAUUUUAGAUAAUAAGAAACGAUAAAAAAUAUUAUACGAAUAGAUGGCAGAUUUAAUUUAGGAUGAAAUAGAAAUUUGAUAAAGA
Molecule: messenger RNA, 2623 nt
Organism: Ochlerotatus camptorhynchus
Lineage: Eukaryota; Metazoa; Arthropoda; Insecta; Diptera; Culicidae
Gene: Inx2
Product: innexin 2
Exons: 2
Coding region: 270-1349 (359 amino acids)
Biological process (GO): phototransduction
Cellular component (GO): gap junction; plasma membrane
Molecular function (GO): gap junction channel activity
Source: RefSeq, a predicted model, not a curated record